GAUUAUUAUAAUAUUGUUAAAAAACCCAUGGACUUGACCACAAUUCAGAAACGUCUGGAACACAAAUAUUAUACGUGUGCUGCAGAAUGUAUUGAAAACUUCAAAACAAUGUUUGCAAACUGCUAUUUAUAUAACAAGCCUGGUGAUGACAUUGUUUUCAUGGCACAAGAGCUCGAAAAAGUAUUUCUGCAGAAAGUUGCACAUAUGCCCCCAGUCGAGAAAAUAGUGGUGGCCAAUAAAGGGAAAAAAGGGGGAAGAAAAACAGACGCUGCUGAGGAACCUGAUGCAAGGAUUUCACAAAUUCAACAAAAUCAGCAGACAAGAACAUGCAGAAAAGCCAAGCAGUUCCAGAAGACAGCAACACCACAACUGCAGACCCCAGAACCUUCCCCUGUGUCUCCAUCUUCAAAUGUCAUGCCGACUACUGAAAUGGUUACCAAAGGUGUGAAAAGGAAAGCUGAUACCACUACGGCAACCCUCACUGCAAGCAGUGAGUCCUCUCCGGCACCCCAUGAACCCAAAAUAACCAAGAUCUCCACUAGAGAAGAAUCUGACAAGUUCCUAUCCAAAAGAGCCUUACCAGAUUCAUGGCAGCCACCUGAACCCACAAAAAGGACAAAGCUAACAGAACCACUGGAAUACUGUAACAAAAUCCUUAUAGAAAUGCUUUCAAAACAGCACACCACCUAUGCUUGGCCUUUUUAUAAACCAGUAGAUAUUACUGCCUUGGGCCUUGAAGAAUAUCACAAUAUUAUUAAAUGUCCUAUGGAUCUUGGAACUAUUAAAAAGAAAAUGGACAAUUAUAAAUAUAAAGACACACAAGAAUUUGCUGCUGAUAUUAGGCUAAUGUUUAUGAACUGCUAUAGAUAUAACUCUCCAGAUCAUGAAGUGGUAUCAAUGGCAAGAAAACUUCAGGAUGUCUUUGAGAUGCAGUUUGCCAGAAUUCCAGAUGAACCGGUUACUGGUAGGCCUCUGCUGCAUUCCACCACUAAAAGCACCACUUCUAUUUCGAGUGACAGCAGCUCCAAUGUCUCCUCUGACGAGGGCUCUGAAAAAGAACAAGCGAAACGCCUUGAAGAGCUCCAAGAACAACUUAAAGCUGUUCACCAGCAACUGCAAGCCUUGGCUAAAACAAACUUACCCAGAUUGAGAAAGAAGAAGAAAGGAAAAUCUAAGAAAGAAAAAAGCAAAAGCAAAAUGAAAACCAAGUCCGGAACUCAGAAAAGCAGAAAGAUGAAGCAAAUAAAAAAGCUGAAGAAGAAAAUGUCUUUGAACAUUCAUUCGAAGAAAAUCAAGCAGCAAGAAGAACUAGUAUUCAAGUCUGAGGAUGAGGAUACUGCCAAGCCAAUGACUUAUGAUGAAAAGAGGCAAUUAAGUCUGGACAUAAAUAAACUCCCAGGGGAGAAGCUUGGCAGAGUGGUAUAUAUUAUUCAGUCAAGGGAGCCAUCACUGAGACAUUCGAAUCCUGAUGAAAUAGAAAUAGACUUUGAAGCUCUCAAAGCAUCGACUUUACGGGUACUGGAGAAAUAUGUAAUGGCUUGCUUGAGAAAAAGGCCCAAGAAACAUUAUGCAAAAAAACCAAAAGACCAAUUUACUUUGGAGAAGCAACAAGAUCAGAGGUUGCUGGAUAUCAAUGGGCUGCUCUGCUCAAUCAGGCAAAAUGCAAAAUCUGAAAAUAAUGCUGUAUCAAAAAUCUACGGAAGGCCUAGUCGGCUGAGCGAAAGCAGCAGCAGCAACAGCAGCAACGCCUCCUCUGCGUCUGAAAGCACCAGCAAUGAUUCCAGCACAUCCGACAGCAGUGAUUCUGAAUCAGAAGUAUACAAAAAACAAAACGGAAAUGGGAAAAAGGAUUUGUUUUGCAGAGAACAGCUUAAGAUCCCGCUGCAUCAUCCAAAGAUAUCCUGCGAUGUUGUUCCUCAAAUAUGGAACACUUCACCUAUCAGCAAGCUGACUCAAAGAGCAACCGAAGCCAGGGCCUCCCACCGCUCACUGCCACACUCUCAGCCUUCACAGCACAGUCCUCUUAAACUACAAGAACAAACCCUUGUUUCUCCUUCAGGUGUAGUAGCGGUUGUGUCACCCCUGCACUGCACUCCAGUUCAACAGGCAACUCAGGGUGACUUAGUGGCAACCCAGGCUUCUAACAGCCCUUCUCCUCACGUGCUUGCAGAGGUAUCUUGUUCUUCCUCUCCUAAUAACGCUUCAGGCAACAUGAAAGAUACUCAGAAACCAUCACUAUUGCAUCAGGGGCAGCCAUCUGUUCUUCACAUUAAAUCCUCUUUGGGAAUUGUCAACUUACCAGCUACUGACCAAGAACAAAAGCUGAAGACCAGUUUUCCAGAUGGCCAUUGCAGACAACGGAUGACAGAAUCUGCACAUGCCACUAUUACAGAAAGAUGUUCUGAUAAUUGUGAGGAUAAAAAAGAGAAAGAGGCUAAACCUCAGAUUCCUCUAGUAAAGGAUAUAAAAGUCAAGCAUGCAGAUUCUUGGACAAGUUUAGGUAAGAUGGUGCCUGCUCCAGUCUCAGUCAAAUCGUCCAAUGAAAGCUUCAGACUAUUCCAAAAAGCCGCGCUAGAAAAAGAAGAAAGUGAGUGGGCAAAGGAACGAAAAAGGCAAUUGGAGCAAGCUGAGAGGAAGUUGAAAAACCACCCUCAGGAAAAAGAGAGAAACAGUAGAGAAAUGGAUUUGAAAUCCACAACAGUAAAAGAAAGCUGCCCCAUCCCAAAAGCAGUGGCAUCUGGAAGAGAGCAACCACACUCAACACACAUAGAUCGUAAUUUGGCAAGAAAACUGGAGCAAGAACGCAGGAGAAGAGAAGCGUUGACAAGCACCAUUGACAUGAAUUUUCAGAGUGAUGUUAUGGCAACAUUUGAAGAAACCCUGCAGUGAAAGGAGA
This is a messenger RNA of Python bivittatus (Burmese python), 2896 nucleotides long. The record is from RefSeq and is a predicted model, not a curated record. Lineage: Eukaryota; Metazoa; Chordata; Lepidosauria; Squamata; Pythonidae.